Stegastes partitus (bicolor damselfish) is the source of this 3637-nucleotide messenger RNA. RefSeq names its product SRSF protein kinase 2 (gene srpk2). The transcript has 15 exons. Bases 90 to 2720 code for a protein of 876 amino acids. Lineage: Eukaryota; Metazoa; Chordata; Actinopteri; Pomacentridae. Gene Ontology annotation, biological process: regulation of mRNA processing; intracellular signal transduction; peptidyl-serine phosphorylation. Gene Ontology annotation, cellular component: cytoplasm; nucleus. The record is from RefSeq and is a predicted model, not a curated record. Gene Ontology annotation, molecular function: protein serine/threonine kinase activity; ATP binding.
UGAAAAAAAAGAGAGAGAAAGCAGCUUUCUGUUCUAUUUCGCCGUCUCCUGUGGUCCCUCGGCCAGAGAGCGGCUAACAGGCACCGCUCAUGUCCGUGAACUCGGAGAAAUCCUCGUCCCCUGAAAGGCCUGAGACCCAGCAGAAAGCCCCGGUGACUGCCCCUCCUCCCCCACCGCCCCCUCCACCUCCCCCUGAGCCGGCAGGGCCCCCAGAGCCGGAGGAGGAGAUCCUGGGCUCCGACGAUGAGGAGCAGGAGGACCCCGCGGACUACUGCAAAGGAGGGUACCAUCCGGUGAAGAUCGGGGAUUUGUUCAACGGGAGGUACCAUGUGAUCAGGAAGUUGGGGUGGGGCCACUUCUCCACCGUAUGGCUGUGCUGGGACAUACAAGUGAAGAACUUUGUGGCGAUGAAGGUGGUGAAGAGCGCCCAGCAUUACACGGAGACGGCCCUUGAUGAGAUCAAACUGCUGCGAUGUGUAAGAGAGAGCGACCCCACCGACCCCAACAAAGACAUGGUGGUUCAGCUGAUAGAUGACUUUAAGAUCUCUGGAGUCAACGGCAUACAUGUGUGUAUGGUGUUUGAGGUGCUGGGUCACCACCUGCUGAAGUGGAUCAUUAAAUCCAACUACCAAGGUCUGCCGCUGCCAUGUGUCAAGAGCAUUAUCAGACAAGUCCUGCAGGGUCUGGACUACCUCCACACAAAGUGUAAAAUCAUCCACACGGACAUCAAGCCGGAGAACAUCCUGAUGUGUGUGGAUGACGUCUUUGUCAGGCGUAUGGCCAUGGAGGCAACCGAAUGGCAGAAAGCUGGAGCGCCACCACCGUCUGGAUCAGCAGUUAGCACAGCCCCCCAGCUCAAACCGGUGAGUACAACUGAUGUGGGAAAGAUCUCCAAAAACAAGAAGAAGAAGCUGAAGAAAAAGCAAAAGCGGCAAGCCGAGCUGCUGGAGAGGCGGAUGUUGGAGAUCGAAGCCCUGGAAAGAGAGGCGGAGAAAAAGGAAGAGAAGGCAAAAGAAGGGGGAGAGAAAGGGGCACUUGAACACAACCUGCCUUCACCGCUGCAGCCGCCACCGUCCCAGCUGGGCCCCAGCAUGGCUCUGGGAGAGAGCGAUGAUGACGACGACGACGAGGAGGAUGGCGAAGACGACGAGGAGGAAGGCGGAGAGAGGGAGAGGCCCAUCAGGUUGACCAAUCAUACAUGUGCAGCGCCUCCCCAGGAGCAGAGUGAGGCGCCCCACAUCACCGAUGAUGACCCUGAUGAGGAGGUGGAAGAAGAGGACGAAGCUACGCCUGUCGCUGAAAAAGAUGCCCCCAUUCCCCCCGUCUCAGAGGAAGGUAAUGGAAAUCCAACACAAGCAGAGGUAGAGCAAGAGGAGCGGGUGGAGCAGGAAGAGGAGGAGGAGGGAUUGAAAGGGACAGAGAAGGAGAACGAGGAGGAGACGGAGGAGAAGGUAGAGGAGGUGGAGGAGGAAGAAGAGGAGGAGGAGGAUGAGGAAGAAGAAGAGGAAGAAGAAGAAGAGGAGGAGGAGGAGGAGGAGGAUAAAGAGACUGAGACAGAGGACAAUGAGACAGAGGAGCCAAAGACUGAGAGCAAAACGGAGGAGGAGGCAGUGGUGGAAGAAGAGGGCUCAAAGGAGCAGGAGGGGGAGGAGGAUGAGGAUGAGGAUGAGGAAGAGGGAGAGGAGGAAGAGGAGGAAGAUGAUGACGAUGAUGUCACGACCGCUGACCUCCUGACGGAAAGCACCUCCCCGAUCAAACCCCACAACAAUAAAACCAAUUCGGCCAAAACCAAUGGGCAUGUUUUGUUGGGAUCUGAGGGACUGAAACCAAACCCUGGCACGACUCUCCCUCCUUCGCCCACCCCUGAGCCUCUCCUCUGCCCCCUGGUGGAGUCUGAGCUCAGCUACACAGACAGGGACAACUCUCUCAGCUCGGGCUAUGAGAUGUAUAACGGCGAACUGGGUGAGCCAGGACUGACCAACGGCUCCAGUGAGCGCCAUCUGGGCACACUGCCCAUUUUCCCUGACUUGCCCUUGGAUCCUGAGCCGGGAAACCCCAUUUCUGUUGGGACAGCAGACAUCGGAGCAGGACCUUCACCCAACAGCCCCGCAGCAGACCGUAGUCGCACUGUGUCAUCCUCAAGCACAGGAGACACACCCAAAGUCAGGGCCAGAGCUGCGGACCUCCUGAUCAACCCACUAGACCCUCGCAACGCUGAUUCCAUUCGAGUCAAAAUCGCCGAUCUCGGAAAUGCCUGCUGGGUGCAUAAGCACUUUACAGAGGACAUCCAGACGAGACAGUACCGCUCCAUUGAAGUCCUGAUAGGAGCCGGUUACAGUACGCCUGCUGACAUCUGGAGUACUGCCUGCAUGGCAUUUGAGCUGGCCACAGGAGAUUACCUGUUUGAGCCCCACUCUGGAGAGGACUACUCCCGUGAUGAGGACCACAUCGCUCUGAUCAUGGAGCUCCUUGGGAAGGUCCCACGCAAAGUGGUCGCUGGCGGGAAGUACAGCCGAGAGUUUUUCUCCAAGAAAGGUGAGCUGCGGCACAUUACCAAGCUGAAGCCGUGGUCCCUGUUCGAUGUUCUGGUGGAGAAGUACGGCUGGUCGCACGAAGACGCCGGCCACUUUACUCACUUCCUGCUGCCCAUGCUGGAGAUGGUGCCCGAGAAGAGGGCCUCGGCCGGCGAAUGCCUCAACCACCCCUGGCUCACCUCGUAGCCACAAACUCUGAUCUAACGCCGUCCUCCUUUGUUCCCCCCCACCCACCCAACAGUUAGCCCAAACAUCACCCCCUGGUGGCAGCCUGUGGAAACCACAAUGUGGAGAGAAGCUGGAGACAAACAGUCAGAGACGAUGAGAGAGACUCCCUUCCUGCCUUAUCGCACACAUCCAUUACAUGCUUACCUGACUAGGCUUAGCUCCCACACAUCUUUUCCCAAGUGGAAUGUAAAGACAAGAUUUGGAGAUAACGUGACAUAGCAGCUGUGUCUUCCUAAAUGUCUCCCAAAAGGAAUCAGAUGAUUUAUGGAUGGAUGCCGGCCACACAUAAAAUGGGAGAAGUCAGGCUUGGUGUGAAAGAAACAUGCUUUCUUCUUCUCCUCUGCCGUCAAGAUGUCAGCCAAUCUCUUUUAUCCAUCUACCUAUCGCUUCCUAAUUCUCAGUUUAACUCGCUUGGAUCCAGUCAAGGCCCACUGACAGCUGCGGAUCUUUUCAGAAAAGUCAAUGAGUAGCCUUGCUGCAGUGCUGGCAGUCCAGAACUCCAUCUGCCAUGACCUUUACAUAGCGAGGGCCUCAAACACAGAUGGGUGUGAGUGUUACUGUGUGUGAGGAUGAGUGUAUGCGCCGCAUCGAGCCCACUUCUCUUUUUCCAGCCCAGCUGCCCUCCCUAACCCUGGAAGAAGCAUUCACAUCAGACUAAAAGUUUACACCCUAAUUUCUUCCAAGAGUCUAAUCCCCUUCUCACCUGUUUGGUUCCCUACAUCACCCCCCUCCUAAAGGAGCUCCAUGCUCCUGCCUGGGGGGCCACCACAGAGAACUGGAGGGCAGCCAGUCCUCCAGGGGGCACCACACUGACAGUGGCCAUUCUUAACAGAGACAGACAGAAAAAGUGCAGAUGAGCAAAAGAAAACAAAAAA